Messenger RNA from Prorocentrum cordatum, 446 nucleotides. NCBI's taxonomy places the organism in Eukaryota, Dinophyceae, Prorocentrales, Prorocentraceae. The record is from the annotation of a GenBank genome assembly.
GUUCAGUUCGAGUCCAUGGUAUCGCCCACGGUUGCGACCACAGUCCACAUUGAAGCAAAGUCUAUCACGGAUGCGUUCACGAAGAACUUUGACGAGUGCCUCAAGAUGUGCCAGGAUGACGUCCAGAAAAUCGGCACCAAGCUCGACGAGCGCAUCGCCGCUGCCGUGGUACUUGCCGCACUUACUCCGUGGUUGUCAGAGUCUGGCCUCGACGCUGAGACGUACGAGGUUCAGCCCGCCGGCCCCCUCUCAAAGCAGUUCGUUCUCAAAUUCACGGGCGCUGCUGGCCUUGCUGCCCGCCGCGUGGGCAAGGUUGAGCCGAAGCCGGGCAAAGAGAAGGCCGACGUCAUGUGGAACCAGGCAACGAUCCGCAAGCUGGGCUUAUCCAAGUCCGACCUCGUCUCGUGGGCCAGCUCGAUCUUCGAGCCUGAUGCCGAGCCAGAGUG